GGGCUCGCCCACCAGCCUUUGGCCACCGGGCCGAUGCACCAGCCGGUACUGGACCUCCGCAGGUCCGAAGACGUCCUUCCUCAUCGCAGGAGGAUCUGCAGCCUUCCCCGCACGCGGCCCCGAGCUCACAGUCUCCGCAGGAAGGGGCGGGCCCUGCCGGCUGGCUUUGCUGGGGCCCCGCGUUGCCAUAGGUACCCUGGCAGGGCUUGGGACGCCGGAACGCGCGCUGCGGAGAACGAUUGAGGCUGGAGGCUGCGGGCGGCGACUCCACCGCUCUCUGCCCAGGACUCCAGAUGCAGGAUCCGCCCCGCAGGAGAGCGCAGCACCCUCUGGCCCACAGAAGCAGCCAACAUGCCUAUCUCCAAGUGCCCGCCAAAGUCGGAGCCCCUGUGGAAAGCGUGGGACCGGAAGGCCCAGAAGGACGGACUGAGGCACCGGGUUUUCACUGUGAACGGCAAUCACUAUGUGGGCAAGUGGAAGGACGACAUGAAACACGGGAAAGGAACACAGGUCUGGAGGAAGAAUGGAGCCAUCUAUGAGGGGGACUGGAAAUUUGGGAAGAGAGAUGGCUAUGGCACCCUCAGCCUUUCUGACCAAGAGACCGGAAAGUACAGGAAAGUCUACUCAGGCUGGUGGAAAGGCGAUAAGAAAUGUGGCUAUGGGAUCCAGUUUUUCGGACCCAAGGAGUAUUAUGAGGGUGACUGGUGUGGCAACCAGCGCAGCGGAUGGGGCCGAAUGUACUACAGCAACGGAGACAUCUACGAGGGCCAGUGGCGCAACAACAAGCCGGAAGGGGAGGGCAUGUUACGCCUGAAGAACGGGAACCGCUACGAAGGCAGCUGGCAGAGAGGCAUGAAGAACGGGUUGGGGCGCUUUUUCCACCUGGACCAUGGUCAGCUGUUUGAAGGCCUCUGGGUCGACAACAUAGCCAAGUGUGGCACGAUGAUUGACUGUGGCCGUGAUGAGGCCCCCAAGCCCACCCGGUUCCCCAUUCCUGAGGUCAAAAUUCUAGAUCCUGACGGCGUUUUGGCGGAAGCUAUGGCCACGUUCAGGAAGACACAGGAAGAAGGAGAUUGAUGCCAGAAAGAACACCAGCGCUUCGGGAGGAAUUCAAACCGGAGCCACCCAACUGCUCGACCGGUGCGGCUCCCACUGGUGGAGCAAGGGGGGACCUGGGCACACCCUCGGCACCCUCAGAAGGCACCUCACUCCUCCCAGCACUGGACCAUUCCUUACCAGUAGGAGGCCAGUGCUUCUCUCCCCUGCUGGCCUUGGGGACGCCUUUAUUCUUGGACCCCAUCCCUGAGCACCCCAGAAUAAAGGAGAGCCUGGCAGCGUGA
This is a messenger RNA of Kogia breviceps (pygmy sperm whale), 1340 nucleotides long. It is a transcript of the gene MORN3, whose product is annotated as MORN repeat containing 3. NCBI's taxonomy places the organism in Eukaryota, Metazoa, Chordata, Mammalia, Artiodactyla, Physeteridae. The record is from RefSeq and is a predicted model, not a curated record.